AUUUGCGCCAAGGAUACAUUUGUAAACUGAGGAUUUUGACUGAGUAACUUUUACUUUAUACGUCGUCACAGUGAUAUGUAUACCGGAGAGAGAACUAUAUGUGAUGGCAUCAUGAUAUACGAACAAAAAUACAAGUGAUAAGAUACUAUUGGUGGAGUGGUAAGAGAGAAACCAGGAGAUAAAUGAGCGACUCUGACUGGUCUUUGAGCUGAACGUUGAAGUACAAGGAGGAAAGACAUAAUACAUAAUUGCCAUGCAUUAAUUCCCUGUCCGACCAUUAGUGACGUUGAGGAGGCAAGACCAUGACUUCCUUGGAAUACGACGUGGAUUCCAUGGGUGGCCUUAUGCCGCAAAUCCUAGCCCUGACAGCACCGCCAGGAAGUCGUGAUCCAAACAGACAGCAGAAUAGUGGCUCUGCAGGUCCAGGCAGAGAAGGCCUUGCAGCACACCCAUACUUUCGACGGCCAGGUCGUGGUCAUAACCAUGACUCCUGUGAUGCUUGUGGUGAAGGUGGAGAUUUGAUUUGUUGUGAUGUGUGUCCAGCAUCUUUUCAUCUUACCUGCCAUGAUCCCCCCUUAGAAGAGGAGGAAAUCCCAAUAGGACAGUGGGCGUGUCAUCAGUGUAGAGUGUCUGGGCCGGAUGAUGACAGAACAUCAGUGUCAAGUGGCAAGUCAAACAAAAGCUCCAAAGGUGUCAAAAGGAAAGACAAGGAAGAUGAUAAGCCAUCUUCAUCCACUUCAGCCUCAGGGAAGUCCGAGGCAAGCGAGAAGAAUGAGAAGAGGGUGUGCGCAGGAGGAAGGGAGUUUGAGAUUUCCGACUCCCCCCUGUUUACGCUUAUCAAAGCUGCGGCUGCUGUGAACCCCAAACAGUUCACCUUGCCCUAUGAGAUGACUUUACCUGUGUGCUUCCCAGGUGAACCUAAAAAUUCAGGAAAGAAUAAUGGAAACCGAAGAGGAGCACAGAAAAAAAAGUCUCAUGAGCUUGACAAUGGCCUUGUCCCUUUGCCUGCUAAGCUCUGUUUUCAGUGCAACAAGAGCUGUCGAAUAGGUCCACUAGUUCCAUGUGACUAUUGUCCGCUCUUCUUCCAUCUGGACUGUGUAGACCCUCCACUCACAACGCCACCAACAGGAAAAUGGAUGUGUCCAAAUCACCCAGAGCAUUUCAUGGACUCAACACUUUUGACAUCUCAUAGUCUGAGUGAAAGAGUAAAACUCUGGGAUAAGUUUAGUGCCCCGCUUGACCAAGACACUGUUCGACUGGGCUUCCUGCAACGUUGUCACAGACAGAACCCUCCCUUCCGGUACAAAGUAAAGCGUGCCCUCAGGUCUAGAAUACGAGUGCCACAAGCAGUGAGAGACCAGUAUAGGGAACCCCCUGAUCUCCUUCCUCACUAUGGUCCUCCACAACACCUCCUUCCUCCUCUUGUUGACCAUGAUCUAGGCUCUUCCACUACUGCUAUGCCAUCCCUAACCACCACUACAGCUACAUCCACUACCUCUGCCUCCACACUGGCCAUGGAGACCUGGCGGGAUGUAGAGAUAAAGGAAGAACCUGUGGAAGGCUCUGAUAUUAGCCAAGAAUCAAAGGAGGCUGUAGAAGCUGAAAUCAAAGAAGAAGAUAAGCGAAAUGGGGAAGAUGAGAGAAAAAGACCCACAAAAGAAGAGAUGGAUGAGUGGUUGGCAGGAUUAUUAUGUUUACAAGCCAGUAUUGUUAAGCAUAUCGCCAAUAAUUCCACGUGUUCAAAUUCUCCAAGCAAAACGCCUGAAAAACAAAGAGAACUUAAUGGACCUCCCAGUAUAGGAAAUAGUAUGGACAAUUCCCCUCCAUUAGAAAGGCCAGGUUGUAUGAAUGGGGACUUAACCUCUCAUGAUUUAAGCAGCAAGCACAGCAAGUUUACUGAUAACAGAAGAAAGCAGCAAGCUGUUAUAAACAGUAGUUUCCAACCUCCCCCAACUUACUUGCCUGCAAAGAAAGGGAUAUUGAAAAAUCAAAAAGGAAAAACUGUCACGAGUGCAGGUGUAAAAACUCCAAGACAGAGAAAGCAGACUGCAUCUGAAAUUUUAUCAGAAACUUUAACAAACUUGGCAUCAUCUCUACAAAACUCAAUCACCAAUAAGCAAGGUGAGGUAACCUUAAGUCAACUUGAACGUUCAGUAGUGGAAGUGUUGGCCUGGCAGCGUCUGGAAGAACUACUUUGCCCUCCAAAGCCAACCCCUCCCCCGGUGACAACCCCCCCUCUUCCAGCACGGGCAUUGCUUUGUCCACUUGUGCAAGACUCUCAUCUACAGGACUGGGCUGUCAAGUCACCCACACCAUCUUACAGUACCCAGCCUGUAGCAAUGACAUACAGAAUAAUACGCAUUGGCAAAGGGAGCCACAAUCAUGUAGAUUUGUCAACUUAUGGUCACUGCAAUUAUGUGUCACAGGAACAUGCAGCAAUAUUUUAUGAUGAGAACACAGGCCAUUAUGAGCUGCUCAACUAUAGUCCUCAUGGAACCUGUGUGGAUGGAGUACAGUACCGAUAUGACCACAGUGAAAAGACUGUAAAUCAUGCACCACCACCACCCCUUCUGCAACAAGUCCGAGCCAUUGUCAACCAUCGAAGAAGCCUGCAACCAGAGAGGCCCCCCAAAGAAGCCAUGACUGAUACUCCGGGUCAAACUCUGACACGGUGUGACUGCAAGUUGGGGAAAGCAAAGACAGGCACAAGAGGAAUACCCUCCCCAAGCAGUGUUGGGUGGGAAGGUGGAGCCGUGUUGCAUCAUGGUUCACACCUCAGAUUCGGAUGCCUCCAGUUUGUGUUCAGUAUUGUUGAAGAGGCGAGUAAAGCUGACUGGGUUGAAACUACACUUAGUAUAUAUGAUAAGUUUUUUAAACAAGAAGAGGAGGAAGAAGAAGAAGAAGUUAAAGAAGAGGAAGAAGAAGAAGGAGAUGAGGAAAAAAAGACCAAGAAGGAGGAAAAGAACUCAAAAUCGUGAGAUUUUAAGGAAUUGUAUAAUAGGACUGUUAAUUAUGUUUCUUGAAUUUAUAGUUACAGUCAUUUGUUUGUCACCUGGAAUGUUUAUGAAGUAAGUGUGAUGAAUAUACAAUACUAGAAAUAAUAUAAUUUUAUCUAGGAGUAUUUACAAGAAUAGAGGUGAAAUAUUUAUUAGAAAAUUUAAUUCUAUAUAAAGUCCUCUGUGGGCUUCUUAGUGGCCUGAUGUAGAACAUCUUUAAGGUGAGGGUGAGUGGUCUUUCACCAAAGCACAUGUGUUACAGAAGAAUGUAAUAUGUGGGAAAUACACUGAAAUCUGUUCUUGACUGUGUAAAGAAGUCGUAAAACAAGUGGCAUUAAAUUAGCAAGGUUUGAAGCAGAAUCUCCUACUCAUUUGUGUUCAAGAUGGUAAAGAUUGGUUGAAGAAGAUUGUUUCUCUAUUACUUAAAGCUUAGUAUUAACUCACAUCCUCCCAAAUGGAACCCAGCAAUGAGUGGCAGCUAUUUUGUGGCAUGGUCAGUACUGUAGGGUUUUGCCACAUUAUCCAGAUUAUUGUGAUCUGAUUGUGUGUGGGGGGUCUAUGCACAAUUACUGAUUAGUAAUAUAGAUGCAAUGUGUCGUUUUCAACUUGUGACUUUGUUGAUUAAGCUAAAGUUGGUAUUAUGGAGGUGUAAUGCAGGUUCUUACUGAUCAUCAUGGGACUUUUUUUUUUUUAUCUGAUGGUUAGUUUAUCGGGAUUUUGCAAAAACCAUCUUUGUAAUUUUACCCAUGUUCUUAUAAUAUUAUGUUGGUACAUGGUUGUAGCUUAUCUUUUGUGUACCAAAAAGCCACAGUCUUGUUAUCUAAAGCUCUCAACACUGAACAAUCUAUAUGUAUUUUUAGUGCUUAAAAUAUUAUGUAACUGGUAAUGUAUAUAUUAAUGAAACUUUACUUCAUGUCCUAAUACAUUUACAAGGAUUGUACAUACUGUACAAAUUUAAUGAUGUUAUUUUAUACUCCUACAAUACACGUUAUGUCAGUGUCCCACCUCCUUCCCAAGACUGAAGUGUUGCCAGAUCAUCCCCUACAUACCUUGACUUUAACUGUUUAUCAAUUACUGUAAGAAAAUUUACAUAUAUAUUUUUUUACAGUUUUCUUUAGCUUCAGUGACAUAUAAUUGUCUUUUGGGGAAACCAGAAUCAUUUUUUAAAAUUAUAUUGAUUAUUGGAAUUUAACAUUUAUGGAAGAUGUGGAAUUAUUUUGCACAUUAUAUAUUAGCAUAUUAUGAACAUUAUUCCACUUCUGUUGUGUGGUUACAUGGUAUGUUGGUGAAGGUCUUGGUACAGUGUACCUGAUAUUUGCAUGUCAUGGUCUUUAAUAAGAUGAAAACUUCAUACGGUCUAACAUUUGUUUCAUUUUCAAAAAUGGAAAUUAUACUAACAUUGUGUCAUUCACUGCAUGCAUCAAGAUACAGCCUCUGAAAACAGUGGUUACCAGGGGAUGGUUCAGUGUAGCUUAUGGAACACCAGUUGCCAUGUUGAAACUGCCAAGUUAGACUACCUAAAAUAACUAUGCAUUUAUCUCAAGUUCUGAAUGGAUCUGGUAAAAAAAAAAUCCCAUUUGAUACAUGGUAAAUAUACUAAAAAUUUUGUUUGUUUUCUUUAUUCUAUGCAGUAUAUUUCUAUUCUGUACAAAGAGCUUCCUUGGCUUCCUCUUUCCAUAGAACAGUUAUCAUGUGCAUAAGUGUUUCUAAAUAUAGGAACUUACAAAAAAUGAUUUGACAUCCAUUUAGUAAACUCUUAAGUUAGCAGCACAUUCAUUUAAAUUAAAGUAAAAGCCUUUUAAGUGUCAAGUAUCUAAAUUUUGAAGCAAACCUGUUGUUUACUUUUCACACUAUGAAAUCACUAUUUCUAUGUGAGAACAGGAGACAGAGAAACACUACUUUUUCAUUCUCAUCUCAGCCAGUGCAUCAUUAUUUUGUUUUAUCAAACCUUUUCCACAAUUACACAUGCCAAACCUGCACCACAUUGGACUGUUUCUUAUGCAUUUUGAUUUUGUUGUGAAUUGUAUAUGAAUUAGAUAUUUGUACCAAUUCUUUGGAUGGAUUUAUAGGCAAACUUUUUUCUAUUUUUUUCCUGGAUGUUACUGUAACUUUUUUUUACUGUAUUCGCUAUAGCUUUUGUAUAUUUUUGUCUUCUGUGACUAUUUUCUCUCUACUUCAAAGACCACAAAUAUAUAUUUGUAAAGAAUUUGUUUAGAUUUUGUUUUUAUGUAUGGUUAUAAUACAUAGUCUUGUGCAACAUCAUUAAGUGAAAGUUUCAUGUCAUGCAUUGUAAAGUUGACAGAAACUGAAAGUUCAUAGUUAAACAAAUUUAAAGUGUAAUUUAUAGCUGAAAGAAUAUUUAUUUUAGCUUAAUUUUUUACUUAACAGUAUGUAUAUCAUGUCAAAUAUUGAGCAUUAUUUGUAAAUCUUACGGGAAGGAUUGGUGUCCACAUUAAAUUUAACUACAAAAUAAGAACUUCAGAAGAGGUUCAUAUAAAUGUCCAGUAUAGAAAACUUUAGUUGGUGAUUGCUUGAUGUACAUAAGAGUUAUAAUGAAGUAUUCAUCAGCUAAAUGUUAUCACUUUAGCAUUAAUUGUUGCCAAGAUUAUUUUUGUGGCUCACUUGUUACAUUGAAUGUGUAAACCCAUGACAUCUUGCAAGUAUGUAGUGUAUUUCUCCUUAAUACUUAUUCUAAACUCUGGGUAAAGAAAACUGUGAAAAAACAUAUCUCAACAAUAUGUGAGGUUGGCCAACAUUAUUAAAUAUUUUUGUAAAUCCCCACAGCUUUAAUACUAGUGGGUACUGUACCUUAUUAAUAAAUUAGUAUUUUAAUAAGCUGAUUUCAUGCAAAUUUAGUGUGACAUUAAAAACACAUGAAAGUGGUGCAUGACAAAAUUAUUAGAAGUCUCAGCUUUUGGAUGUUUCGUUAGUCAAAGAAAAUUUGUAUUUACACAGAGAUCGUUUGAUUAUGGAAAAAUGUCAAUCUGCUAAUGAAUUGAGGAUUAAUGAAAGAUCUGUAUAAACAAUAUUUACAUUAGGGGUGCAAUGUGACAAGUUGUAUCUAAAUUGUAAGAGGAAAUUAUAAUAUAACUAAAUAAUUAAUGAUCUACAGAUAAAACCUCCAUUCUUGUGAACCUGUAACAAUAAAUGUUUGUAUUGUAUUCAGAAAUUCACAGACAGAGUAACUAUGUUUGUGAAGAUAAAAAGCUACAUCUAUUCUGAUUCUGUGGGAUUUCAAGAAAUUGAAACUCGCAGGAGCCCCACAAAUACUCUAUAGGAUAAUGUUAUCCUCCUAUUUUCUUCCACUUCUUUUUAUUUUCUCUCCUUCCCUUUCACCUUUUUUUAAUGUAUCACACCAUAAGUACAAACCGGAGACCAACUACGUCAUACAAUGAAAACAUGUUUGUAUAUUUUUAUCUAACCAGUAGGUGUUCUGAAGUUUAUAUAAACACAUACUACAUGUAGUUGGUCUUUCCCUAUUAUAUAUUAUCUUUGCUGAUAAAGGAAAGAUGUAAAUGGUGUGUAUAUAAAUGUCUUGUAGAUUAUUUGAAAAUACAAGUAUUCAGUGAACUACAAUAUCUUUUAUCACACAUCAUGUCUUUUUUAUGGAAAAAGAAGCAAAUUGUAGAUCUUGUAAAAUGGCAGUGUAGUCUACCCAAAUAAGUGAAAACAAUAAAAAAUGGAGUACCCAGUUACCUAGAAGUACUACAGCAUGUAUGGAGAAAAUGCAGUGUCAAAGGUAGAUGAACCUUCCAUGCACUUUGUCACCAAUACUAUGAAAAUUUAUAUGGGUGAGAUUUUUAAUGGAAGAAAUCAUCUACCUUAUGAUGAAAUGCUAUUCCUCUUGCACUGACAGCCUCCAUAUGAGCUAUUCAGUGUAUAUAUAUCUUCAUUAUUUCAAUUUCAAAACUUGAAGUUACUAUGCUAAUUAACAUAUUUAUUAGAAAAAAUAAAUGUUCUUAUUCUCUUUUUUUAUUUAACUAAGAUAGGAACAGUGCUUCUUAACCCAAGUUCCUCCCGAUGGUUUGACAAUAACUAAGAAAACUUGGAAGAUCCCAUACACCCAGUACAUACCAUUUUACGUAUCUGAAAACUUUCUUAACAAGAUGCACCUCUGCCAUAUGAAGUACUCUGAUAUUUAGAAGAAGAAAAAAAAUGAAAUGUUAUGAAAUAUUUGUGAGAUAGUCUAAUUUCACCCUAGGGAAAGAUUGGUAUUAUCUCCAGAACCCCAAAACUAUGGCAGUGUUACACUAGCAUUCUUCUCUACCAUUUUGACCCAACUUAGACUAGUAAUUUUUUAUAAGUUAAUGUUGCUAUAGAAUGUAGACAAAUGUUAGGAUUUAGCACAAUACACUAUGUGAUUAUUUAA
This is a messenger RNA of Penaeus indicus, 7365 nucleotides long. Its product is annotated as PHD finger protein 12-like. Gene Ontology annotation, biological process: negative regulation of transcription by RNA polymerase II. Bases 303 to 2978 code for a protein of 891 amino acids. NCBI's taxonomy places the organism in Eukaryota, Metazoa, Arthropoda, Malacostraca, Decapoda, Penaeidae. Gene Ontology annotation, cellular component: Sin3-type complex; nucleus. The transcript is spliced from 15 exons. Gene Ontology annotation, molecular function: protein binding; transcription corepressor activity. The record is from RefSeq and is a predicted model, not a curated record.